UGCACGAAACAAUGAUAAUUGAUUAAGUUGGUGUAAAAAUGGUCCAAAUUGCAUUUUUCCGAAAUUUCCUAACCUCAAAGCCCCUUUUUCGAAAAUCCAAGAUGGAGUCACCAACCAACUGUCAUUUCAUACGUCAAACUGACCCCAAUUCGUCGUAGUUUCAACAAUGUUUAAAUUGAAAAAUUAGAAACCAUCAGAAAAAACGGUUUUAUUUUUAGAAACGCUCAGUCAUGUCUCUGAAACCGCGUCGUGUGGACUUCAACGCGACCUGGGGGUCCAUCCGGGACACCAUUCGGGGGGUGAUCACCCUAGACCACGUCCCUCGCCCCGUAUGGAACGACCGCUUCUCGGACGUCUACUCGCUUUGUGUGGCCCACCCCGAGCCCAUGGCCGACCGUCUGUACGCCGAAACCAAGCAGUACCUCAUCGACCAUGUCUCGAAGUUGCUCGUGCAAGUCCAGGACGAGGGGGAGGCCAAUUUGGUCAAGAGUUAUUACCAUUAUUGGUCGCAGUACUCCGUGGGGAGUCAAUACUUGCACAGUUUGUACUUGUACCUCAACCAACAACACAUCAGGACUCAGAAACUCUCCGAUGCUGAGAUUAUUUAUGGGAGUUCGGAUUCGUCAGGGGGCGAACAGAUGGAAAUUGGGGAGUUGGCACUCGAAGUGUGGCAGUCGGGGAUGAUAGCCCCUCUGGGGCAAAGGCUUGUUAAACUGCUACUGGAGGCUAUAGGGGAAGAUAGGGCGCAAAACACAUGCGCUAUACCCAUUGACGCGGUCAGGGGGACCAUUCUCAGCUUCGUCGAGGUGCAGGGCUACAAGAAGAAGGGCCAACUGCAGCUCUACCAGGAGUUGUUCGAGGAGCCCUUCCUCAAAGAGAGUGGUGAGCACUUCAAACGCGACGCUGCUAAACUUCUCCAAGAGAAAAACGUCUCCCUGUAUAUGGAGCGAGUCAAGGGGAAAAUUGAGGAGGAACUCCUUCGUGCACGUCGUUUCCUCCACACCAGUUCCCUCCCGAAAGUCUCCCAACGGUGCGAGACACACAUGGUGGCCGAACAUUUGGACUUUUUAUACAGCGAAUGUGUGGCUAUGGUACAGGGUGAGCGCAAAAAGGAUCUCUCCAAUAUGUACGAUCUGCUCAAGAGUGUCCAAAAUGCAAUGGUUGUUCUUGUCGAUACAGUUUUGGAUCACAUCAAAAUGCAAGGAUUGACUGCUGUUGGUAAUAUUGAUACCGAAAAUAUACACAUAACUUUUGUCGAGAAUAUGUUGGCUGUGUAUAAGAAGUAUAAACUGUUGAUUCAAGAAGUGUUUAAGUCGGAUCAGAAUUUUAUGGGGGCCUUGGAUAAGGCCUGUAGUUCGGUUAUUAAUUAUAAGUUUGGUAAACCUGUAUGUAAGAGUCCCGAAUUUUUGGCCAAGUAUUGCGACGCUUUGUUGAGGAAGUCAAGUAAAGGGAUUAGUGACUCGGAGGUGGACGAAAAGCUCGCCGAGAGCAUAACAAUUUUCAAGUAUAUCGACGACAAGGACGUUUUUCAAAAAUUUUACUCUCGAAUGUUGGCCAAACGUCUGAUCCACCAACAAACUCAAAGUAUGGACGCCGAAGAAGCCAUGAUAAAUCGUUUAAAACAAGCUUGUGGUUACGAAUUUACAAGUAAAUUACAUCGAAUGUUUACCGACAUGUCGGUUAGUGCAGAUCUCAACAACAAAUUCAACGCAUUUUUGAAACAAGACAACAUCGACCUCGGAAUCAAUUUCAGUAUUUACGUAUUACAAGCGGGGGCGUGGCCACUGGGUCAGACGAUGACCACGCCCUUUACGUAUCCUAGACAACUGGAGAAGAGCGUCCAAAUGUUUGAAAAUUUCUAUCAUAAUAGGUUCAACGGCCGGAAAUUAACAUGGUUACACAAUUUAUGUCAAGCGGAACUGAAAUUGGGACAUUUGAAAAAGUCGUAUUUAGUGACAAUGCAGACGUUUCAAAUGGCCACUUUGUUGUUAUUCGAACACACUGAUUCGCUCACAUUUAGAGAGAUUAGGGAGAGUUUACAGCUAACAUCGGAACAGUAUCACAGAUAUGCGGCUAGUUUAAUUGAUUGUAAAUUAUUGAUAGCGGACAGUACGGACUUGAAACCUGAAACAGUGCUACGUUUAAACAUGGAAUAUAAUAAUAAGAGGACGAAAUUUCGAAUAAAUGCAGCUGUGCAAAAAGAGUCGCCCCAGGAGAUCGAACAAACGAUGAAUUCGGUUGAAGAAGAUAGAAAAAUGUAUUUGCAGGCAGCCAUCGUUAGGAUUAUGAAAUCAAGGAAAAUACUUAAACAUAAUGCGUUAAUACAAGAGGUUUAUGCACAAUCGAAAGUUUCUUUCGCACCGAGUGUUCAACUGAUUAAAAAGUGUAUCGAGUCGCUUAUCGAUAAACAAUAUAUUGAAAGGACACCACAUUCAAGCGAAGAGUAUAGUUAUGUAGCUUAGAAAUCACUAACUUAAUUGUGUUUGUGACGACCGGUUUGACAUGUAACAUACUUGUAAAUAAGUGAUCACUAUUAAUUUUUCUAUGGUUUGAUUUCGGCCAGGUUAGUUAUGACUAAUGAUUGUAAUUUGCCCUUUGUGAUAAUGAAAUAUAAACGAGAAAUGAGUUUUAUUCACA
Messenger RNA from Tribolium madens (black flour beetle), 2637 nucleotides. Its product is annotated as cullin-2. Gene Ontology annotation, biological process: SCF-dependent proteasomal ubiquitin-dependent protein catabolic process; protein ubiquitination. Gene Ontology annotation, molecular function: ubiquitin protein ligase binding. The coding region runs from base 231 to 2462 and encodes 743 amino acids. Gene Ontology annotation, cellular component: Cul2-RING ubiquitin ligase complex; SCF ubiquitin ligase complex. The transcript has 8 exons. The record is from RefSeq and is a predicted model, not a curated record. Lineage: Eukaryota; Metazoa; Arthropoda; Insecta; Coleoptera; Tenebrionidae.